Messenger RNA from Helobdella robusta, 534 nucleotides. RefSeq lists its product as hypothetical. The record is from RefSeq and is a predicted model, not a curated record. Lineage: Eukaryota; Metazoa; Annelida; Clitellata; Rhynchobdellida; Glossiphoniidae. Bases 1 to 534 code for a protein of 177 amino acids. The transcript is spliced from 4 exons. Gene Ontology annotation, molecular function: calcium ion binding.
AUGUGCAGUUAUAAAUGUGCAUUUGUUAACAACAUCGACACAUGUCUCUGUCCAGUAGGCUUCGAAAUGACCACUACUUCUUGCGUUGUACUGAUAAGCAAUUUUUCCACAGAUAUAAAUGAGUGCAAGACCAUGACCCCCAAUCCAUGUGAUCCGAACCACGGAAUCUGCAUAAACAUAGUAGGAUCGUACAUCUGUGUAUGUGAUGAUGGGUACAUGCUUGGGCCGAACAACACUUGCAAUGACCGCAAUGGUAACUGGGCAACCUGGGGAGGUUGGUCAAACUGCAGUCAGAUGUGCAACGGAGGGAUCGCCUACAGAUCAAGAUAUUGCAGCAGCCCGUCACCGCAGGGACUUGGGAGAAAUUGCAUUGGGAAUGCCACUGGCGAACAACAAUGCAACACACAGGAUUGUCCAUUGACAAAGGAUGAGGAGGUAUAUGGACGCACAAUUUAUGUGAGAGGAUUAGAGUAUGACUUGGUACGUUAUGUUUGCAUUCUCACAACGUUCAUAAGCUCCGAAGUAAAAUGUUAA